Molecule: messenger RNA, 1821 nt
Organism: Gigantopelta aegis
Lineage: Eukaryota; Metazoa; Mollusca; Gastropoda; Neomphalida; Peltospiridae
Product: MTOR-associated protein MEAK7-like
Exons: 8
Coding region: 53-1474 (473 amino acids)
Biological process (GO): TOR signaling
Source: RefSeq, a predicted model, not a curated record
UUGAUCGUGAUUUUGUGUUUCUGGUUUAUUUUUCACCGCUUAAACUUUAAUUAUGGGUGGAUCAGAAAGCAAAAAUGACGAUCAAUUUUCCGAAGUUCAUUUUACAGACGACGAGAAGAGAUACAUUUCUAGAUUAUUUUCUAAAUUGAGUCAUGAGAAAAAACACCUUUCUAAAGACCAACUCGAGUCUCACACUGGGGUAAUCUUGGGUCCUACACUGACAGACAAUCUGUUUAGAUGGAUGCUAGCAACAGACCCCAAACACCAUGAUGUGAGGGAAGUGACGUUACCAACUUUUCUUUUGUGUGUUUCCAAACUGCUGCGAGGAACCAUCACAGAUCGGUCUCAUAUAAUACUGAACUUAGCUGGUCAUGGACAAGCAACUGUUGGAGCCAAGGAGUUGGUGAAGUGUGUGGAUAUGUUGCUUUACUCCUUUGCAAGGGUUGUGGAAAAGUCAUCCGAGUUUAAAUCUUGGAUUCUGCACCGAUGUGAAGAUUCGUUCACUCGUCUGGCAUUGUCACUGCUGGAAGAUCUUCUUCACACAGGUGAUUCCAAGACCAAGGGUUUGAGUUUACCCAUCAUUCCAGAGGGAUGUGAAUAUUCAGCAGAUGAUAUCGAAAACUGGCUGUCAAAAUGUUCACUCUUUCUUCAGGUCUUCGAACAUGUCUUCCAUCAGUGUUUCUGUGUAUAUAAGGGUAUCCAAGAAAGAAACCAUCUGGUUGUGCCACGAAUACCAUUUGCCAAACACAUCGAGUGGUCACGAGUUAAGACGUUACUGGAUUUACCCAGUCUGAUAUUUCUCAACUCGUGUCUGCCCCACGAUCUGCAGCAUGAGUGGAGAUUCCUCUUCAACAAUCAGAUCUUCGGUGACAGUUUCUCGCAGCUCGUACAGCACAUUGCGGGACCCAGCAAGGGACCCAGUGUGAUCAUCAUCAAAGAUAAAGAUGGACAUUUAUUUGGUGGUUUUGCAAGUGUGUCGUGGCAGGUUAGCUCAAAGUUCACAGGUGAUACCCAGUGUUUUCUGUUCAGUUUGUCUCCACACUGUGGCGUGUACACAACGACAGGUUACAAUGAUCACUUCAUGUAUUUGAAUGUCAAUGUCCAGACCAUGCCAAAUGGCUUGGGAAUGGGUGGCCAGUUUGAGUAUUUUGGUUUGUGGAUUGACCAUGCAUUCAGUGUUGGCCACAGCAAGGCUGGUCCAAAAUGUACCACUUAUGGCAGUCCACAGUUGUCGGGAAAGCCCGAGUUUGAAGUGGAUGUGAUUGAAGUGUGGGCUGUCGGACCUGAAAAGAAAGUGGAAGGAGAAGAUACAUCAGACGAGGAAAGUGAUAAAAAGAAGAGUGUGUUGGACAAAGACCCCGAGGCUCUGGCUAUGUUGUCACUGAUUGGGAAGGGACCCGUCAGCGAGGGACUCCGGGAGGGAGACGAGACAGCAGAUUCGCCGGAACACAACAAAGUUGUUUCUUUAUUCUGAUGCCUGUCAAAUUUUCACUUGCAUUCACAGGUGCAUCACCAUGGGGAUGGGGAAACUUUUUUUUCUGAGAUUUGUUUUAUGUAAUUGUUUUGCAAAAAUCUCAACAAAAUAGCCAAAAGGUGUAGGGGGGUGGGGGUGACCGGCUCAGAGGGUUACAAAUGAAGCUUCUUCUUUUUCUGACAGAGUUUUGUUUUUUUGCAAUUCUUUGCCAAAACAACCAUUACCAUAAACUAUACUAGUUUAUUAGACAAACCAACCCUUUCCAAUAGUGUCCUGGUGACAUCCAUGAUCUUACUGUCGAAGGUACCUGGAUUCUGUUGUGUUUUCUUCAAACUGGCAGUGAUCAA